Molecule: messenger RNA, 1272 nt
Organism: Colletotrichum costaricense
Lineage: Eukaryota; Fungi; Ascomycota; Sordariomycetes; Glomerellales; Glomerellaceae
Exons: 4
Biological process (GO): protein phosphorylation
Molecular function (GO): protein serine/threonine kinase activity; ATP binding
Source: RefSeq, a predicted model, not a curated record
CCUCCACGCCUCGCAUCUCGCAGUAUUCUCUUCCCUCUUCGGCCCCUGUCCUGCGGGUUUUUCUUCUUCUUCCUGCAGACAUACACUCCUCACCCCGCCAUCCACCCACAGUGCCACUGGAUUUCUCUUGGAACUUGGAAUCUUGCACCACUGUGCCACCCCGUCACCCCGUUUUUGUCAGCAAUAUCCCCAGCACAAGGUACCAAGCAGCGCAGCAGCAACAGCGACCAGAACCCAGCUAACCAACCAAACCUCCCAGCCCAGCGGCGCCAGAUUGUCUCACCACACACGUACCGUCCGUCCACCCCCAAAAAAGAAGCCAAAGGCCUACGCAUCCGAUUCGCCAUCUGCGCAUUCGGCAAUAAAUCCCCCCCUCCUUCGUACCUUCUUCCUGCCAAAAUGUCGUGGAAGUUGACGAAGAAGCUCAAGGAGACCCAUUUGGGUCCCUUGGCCAACACCUUCUCUCGAUCCCCCUCUACGUCUACCAUUACCGACAGCAGCGAAAAGGCCCAGGCCAACAUUGCAGGCUCGGCCACUCCCACGAACGAAAACACUAUCGCUGCCUCUGAGGCCAUGGCGCAAGUACCAGUCGUCAACCCUCCCAAGCCCGGUAUUCUCGUCGUCACCCUCCACGAGGGUCACGGAUUCUCCCUCCCCGAACAACACAGAGCAGCAUUCGCCUCCUCACACCAAGGUUCGCUGUCCACAGGCGGUGCCCUCAGCGUCGCCGGCUCCGUGCGUCCCUCUUCUUCACAACGAGGAGCUGUCGGCUCCUUCAUCAAUGGCGCGGCUCGGCCACAGACAUCUGGCGGUGGCUUUACUGGAAUUCCUACCAACCAUGGUCGCAUUUCCGGCAAGUACAUGCCCUACGCCUUGCUGGAUUUCGACAAGAUGCAGGUCUUCGUCAACUCGGUCGAGGGAACACCAGAGAACCCCCUCUGGGCCGGAGGAAACACUCAGUAUAAGUUCGAUGUGUCUCGCGUGACGGAACUCGUCAUUCACUUGUACAUGCGCAACCCCCUCGCUACUCCCGGAUCCGGUCGUAGCCAGGACAUCUUCCUCGGUGUGGACGCUCUCGAUACAGCCAACUUCGAUCCCGAGUUCACGUCAGAAGCACCCCAGGAUUCGUACGUGGAGGGCCCGAUGCUCUCGCAGACGAUGCAGAACCAGUUCCAGGGCUUCAGCUAUAACCGACCUAUUGCGGGCCUGGGUGAUGCCGGAGGCAGUGUCAAGGACCCUUCCUUUGUGGGCAGCAUCCAGGACAACCGAUAG